AUGCAUGUCCGCGUCCGCCUCCACCCCGACACCAUGUGUCCAACGCUUACUAUGGUCAUCGGUCCUUUCGGCUACGAGGAUUGGAACCCAGCUCUAGAAAAAGUCUGGCGAGAACAGCAAGCAACAAUUCUCGAUGAGCCCCUCUCGAGUGGGUUUGGAUUAGCGACCAUCCUGGAAACCCUCCUGGAAUCCAACUUCACUCACACCACUUCACUGGCGGGGACAGCUCGUGUCUAUCACCAACAAGACUCUACGCAUGAUCGAGCAUUUGCGGCAAUUUAUGCUCCUCGUGUGGGUUGUCAUUACCUUCCUGCCAAAGCCAUGGGCACUGCGUGA
Molecule: messenger RNA, 336 nt
Organism: Morchella sextelata
Lineage: Eukaryota; Fungi; Ascomycota; Pezizomycetes; Pezizales; Morchellaceae
Exons: 2
Coding region: 1-336 (111 amino acids)
Source: RefSeq, a predicted model, not a curated record